Ruditapes philippinarum (Manila clam) is the source of this 1569-nucleotide messenger RNA. Its product is annotated as radical S-adenosyl methionine domain-containing protein 1, mitochondrial-like. Gene Ontology annotation, biological process: porphyrin-containing compound biosynthetic process. Gene Ontology annotation, molecular function: 4 iron, 4 sulfur cluster binding; coproporphyrinogen oxidase activity. Bases 199 to 1533 code for a protein of 444 amino acids. Gene Ontology annotation, cellular component: cytoplasm. The transcript is spliced from 15 exons. The record is from RefSeq and is a predicted model, not a curated record. Lineage: Eukaryota; Metazoa; Mollusca; Bivalvia; Venerida; Veneridae.
AUUCGAAUACCUUUGACUAUUAUCCCAACAAUUUAACUGUCCGAGAUAAUGGGAAAACUAUGGGAAGAAGUGAAAGUAAACAAGAAGUUUGAGUGUUACAAAUUUGUUAAUGCUAGCUGUACUUAGUGAACAAUUUGGUCAAUUUCUUCCCUUUUCCCAAUGAUGUGAAGUUUUGAUGAGCUUUAAGAUCUCACCAAUAUGACAUCACUUCUCCUUAGAUCUCAAACAAAAGAUGUCUUCUGUAAAUUAUGUUGUGUGAGAGUUUCUAGAUAUAAAACAACCCAGGCUAUCAGAGAGGAACCGAAACAUGCAUCCCAUACUGAGGCAACUCUCUAUGUACAUUGGCCUUAUUGUGCCAGAAGAUGUACUUAUUGUAACUUUAAUAAAUACAUUAGUAAGUCUGUUGAGCAUUCAAGGAUGGCAGACUGUUUGAAGAAGGAGACAAGCACCUUGUUACAACUAAGUGGAGUUUCUCAAAUCAAAUCCAUCUUCUUUGGUGGAGGUACACCUAGUUUAGCUUUACCCAGUACAAUUGAAAAGGUGAUUGGUACAGUAAAAGGACAUGUGACCUUUUCAGAGAGGUCAGAGGUCACCAUGGAAGCUAAUCCAACACAUUUAGAGACAGGUAAACUCAGAGAUUUUCACGAGGCAGGUGUGAACAGAUUAUCUAUAGGUAUUCAGGCAUUAAACAGUGAAGAUUUAAAGAUAUUAGGCAGAGAUCAUUCAGUGACAGAAGCAUUAAAGUGUGUAGAAGAGGCUAAAUAUAUAUUUCCUGGGAGGGUGUCCGUGGAUUUGAUAUUUGGUAGACCUGGACAGACUGUUGAGGCAUGGAGGAAAGAACUACAAGAGGUGACAGGUAUGGGUGUGAACCAUGUAUCCCUGUAUCAGUUGACACUAGAGCGCGGCACUCAACUCUUCAAGUGGGUGGAGAGUGGUCAGAUCUCACUACCUGAUAAUGAGACUAUGGCAGACAUGUAUAUAGCAGCUGUGGAGAUACUUCAAGAACAUGGAUUAGAUAGAUAUGAAGUCUCCAACUUUUCUAAAAAGGGCUCAGAGAGUGAACAUAAUCAGGCCUACUGGCAAGGCUCACAGUAUAUAGGUGUUGGCCCAGGUGCUCAUGGCAGAUUUAUACCAACAAAUGUGAACCAGUCUGAAGGUGAUGAACUUGUUAGAGAGGCUAGGAUACAAACACUGGAACCAGACAACUGGAUGUUUGAGGUGGAGAAAUAUGGACAUGCAACCAGAAAAAUUGUGAAAUUAUCUGUUAAAAAUAGACUGGAGGAACUUAUAUGUUUAGGGUUAAGAACCAGAGGAGGCAUUGCAAAUCAGACAUGGGAAAACCUAGCAGGAAAGAGUUUACUACAAAGUUUUGGUUCCUCUGAAAGAUGUGCUCAGUUAAUCGAAGAUGGACUCCUUUAUUUAGAUCACAGUGGAAUAAGAGCAACAUGUAAAGGGAUAAUAAUUCUUGACUCUAUUAUACCUCACCUGUUAUAUACAUUGGAUCAAGAGUGGAAACAAGAAGGUGUCACAUGACCCAUUAGCACAAAUAAACUGAAUACAUUAUAUAUG